AUGGAAUGCCCUGGAGUUGGAAAAGUAGGUAACACUUUUGCUGAAGAGCAUUACAUAGAACAGAUUCAGCAGCUGUCUGAAAAGAUCGCAGACCUGAAAGUUUCUGUGGACAGCAUGGAGAAAGAAAGAGAUUUCUACUUCUCGAAGCUUCGUGAUAUUGAGAUACUGUGUCAACGACCUGAGUUGGAGCAUCUACCAAAUGUUUCUCCCAGGUUAAGGGAAUUAAAUGCAAGGUUCCAAAUGACUAAAGCUGUUCGGAAGAUACUUUAUGCGGCUGAUGCAAAGGAUUCACCACUACCUGAUGCGAAUGAUAUAAUCAGCAAGUCACCGGGCUUGUUCUCAGAUGAAGCUGAGUGA
Panicum hallii is the source of this 357-nucleotide messenger RNA. Its product is annotated as microtubule-associated protein RP/EB family member 1A-like. The transcript is spliced from 5 exons. Gene Ontology annotation, molecular function: microtubule plus-end binding. The record is from RefSeq and is a predicted model, not a curated record. Bases 1 to 357 code for a protein of 118 amino acids. Gene Ontology annotation, biological process: regulation of microtubule polymerization or depolymerization; protein localization to microtubule plus-end; spindle assembly. Gene Ontology annotation, cellular component: spindle midzone; cytoplasmic microtubule; microtubule plus-end. NCBI's taxonomy places the organism in Eukaryota, Viridiplantae, Streptophyta, Magnoliopsida, Poales, Poaceae.